AUGUCAAAAAUCGGCGUUAAAGAUGGAGACACAAUGCACGGCUUUUAUAAGACGCUACCUCCAGAGCCGAGUCCUGAAGAAAGCAAUAAUAAUGCAGGAACGAGUGCUCAUCCUCGAACGGGACAGCAUUCGCCGCAAUUGGACGAGGAGGACUUCUUUGAUGAUAUUACUCGUUGGUUUGUCCCAGCUAUCGGCGCCAUUUUAGGCAUUUCGUGGGUUUACUUGAUCACCGCUCCGUACCCAAUGACGUUCUCUACUCAUUUAUCAAUGUUCUCUAUCACUGGUGUUUUCGCCGGUUUCAUAAUUAUGAACCGAGCCUGA
Molecule: messenger RNA, 321 nt
Organism: Oikopleura dioica
Lineage: Eukaryota; Metazoa; Chordata; Appendicularia; Copelata; Oikopleuridae
Source: the annotation of a GenBank genome assembly